Messenger RNA from Condylura cristata (star-nosed mole), 582 nucleotides. RefSeq names its product matrix Gla protein (gene MGP). The transcript is spliced from 4 exons. Gene Ontology annotation, biological process: regulation of bone mineralization. Lineage: Eukaryota; Metazoa; Chordata; Mammalia; Eulipotyphla; Talpidae. Gene Ontology annotation, molecular function: calcium ion binding. Bases 58 to 369 code for a protein of 103 amino acids. The record is from RefSeq and is a predicted model, not a curated record. Gene Ontology annotation, cellular component: extracellular region.
UCUCUCCCUACUUCUGCUCAAGACAGUGGAACCAACCCACAGAACGACAGAGAGACCAUGAAGAGCCUGUUACUCCUCUCCAUCCUGGCUGUCUUAGCUAUGGCAACCUUGUGUUAUGAAUCUCAUGAAAGCAUGGAAUCCUAUGAAAUUAGUCCCUUUAUAAACAGGAGAAAUGCAAAUAUCUUUAUAUCACCACAACAGAGAUGGAGAGCUAAAGCCCAAGAGAGGGUUCGAGAACGCACCAAGCCAGCCUAUGAGAUCAGUCGGGAAGCUUGUGAUGACUACAAACUUUGUGAACGCUAUGCUAUGGUUUAUGGAUACAACGCUGCCUACAAUCGCUAUUUCCGGCAGCGCAGAGGGGGCAAAUGAAAUUGGAAAGUCUCUUUCCUGAGCCUGGAGGCUGAUUUUGUAUUCCCUUGUAGUAGCAUCAUUGAACUACAUAAACACAUACCAAUAGCUUGUUUCUUAAAUGUCCUCAUCUGGCUGCACCCUCCUUCCUGCCCCCAAAAUACUAAUGAAUGUCUGUGUAGCAAAGGUCACAGGGAGUGAAAAUGUGUGAUUAUUACACAAUAAACUUUUGUU